Perca flavescens (yellow perch) is the source of this 1042-nucleotide messenger RNA. RefSeq names its product carbonyl reductase 1 (gene cbr1). The record is from RefSeq and is a predicted model, not a curated record. The transcript has 7 exons. Lineage: Eukaryota; Metazoa; Chordata; Actinopteri; Perciformes; Percidae. The coding region runs from base 127 to 954 and encodes 275 amino acids. Gene Ontology annotation, molecular function: carbonyl reductase (NADPH) activity.
CUGCGCGGCAAACCUUCAGCUUUCCUCCUUUUUUUGUCCCAGUUUUCUGCACAACACUCCCACUCUUCUCUGCAGCUUCACCGCCGAAGGUUCACUCAACUCAACACUACAAAAGCAGCUUAAAACAUGUCUACCAAGGUGGCCAUUGUAACGGGCAGCAACAAGGGCAUCGGGCUGGCCAUCGUCCGAGCACUCUGCAAAGAGUUCCGAGGAGACGUUUACCUGACCGCCAGAGAUGUCGGCCGUGGUCAGGAAGCGGUGACGUCUCUGGCCUCAGACGGACUGACGGCCAUGUUUCACCAGCUGGACAUCAACGACAUAAACAGCAUCAUCGCCGCCGCUGCUUACUUUAAAGACAAGUAUGGAGGAGUGGACGUCCUCGUCAAUAAUGCAGGGAUAGCAUUCAAAGAGGCAGACACGACUCCAUUUGCAGUCCAGGCAGAGGUGACCCUCAAGACCAACUUCUUCGCCACCAUGGACAUGUUGACUCACUUCAUGCCGCUCAUUAAAGCUGGAGGUCGUGUGGUGAACGUCUCCAGCUUCGUCGGUUCCCGCACUUUGAACAAGUGCAGCGCGACUCUCCAGCAGCGUUUCCGCAGCGAGGACAUCACAGAGGAGGAGCUGGUGGGGCUGAUGCAGCAGUUUGUUGAUGCGGCCAAGAAGGGCGAGCUCCAGAAGGGCGGCUGGCCUGAAACGGCAUAUGGAACGUCCAAGACUGGACUUACGACCCUGUCCAUGAUCCUGGCUCGUCGUCUGUCCAAGGAGAGACCGAACGACGGGAUCUUGCUGAACGCCUGCUGUCCAGGCUGGGUGCGCACUGACAUGGCCGGCGAUAAAGCCCCCAAGUCACCAGAGGAGGGCGCUAUCACUCCGGUCUACCUGGCCCUGCUGCCGCCUGGAGCCACAGACCCUCACGGAAAGUUUGUGUCUGAUAAAGAAGUUCAGCCGUGGUGAAAGGGUUAAAAGUGUGUUGCCCAAAACUUCCAUACAAAAUAUAUUUCUUUUCAAAAAAAAAAAACAUGUCCAUCAUAUGAAAAAAAUG